Linepithema humile (Argentine ant) is the source of this 3073-nucleotide messenger RNA. Its product is annotated as epoxide hydrolase 4-like. NCBI's taxonomy places the organism in Eukaryota, Metazoa, Arthropoda, Insecta, Hymenoptera, Formicidae. Gene Ontology annotation, biological process: cholesterol homeostasis; phospholipid dephosphorylation. The record is from RefSeq and is a predicted model, not a curated record. Gene Ontology annotation, cellular component: peroxisome. Gene Ontology annotation, molecular function: lipid phosphatase activity; magnesium ion binding.
AAACAGAAUUCAGCACUUGAAUAAGCAAGCAGUAUUUACUUAGCACGUGCUCUAAAUAAGCCGAUCUAAAUAGCAGAAUUUUUUUGCGCGAUUUGAGAGAAUCACGUUCCAUCAACAAUGUCCAGCCAGCGAUAAGACAGAUAUAAAUAUCUUAAUCGAAGAUUGUGUGUUCCAAAAAAAUGCUGAUUCUUAAGUUCCGAAAGUAUGUGAGUCAUAACGACUGUGUUAAAGUGCGUAAUUACUUCAGCCUUCGAAAUCGUGGAAAAAUAUCGCUACGCUACGUCACACUGUGAUGGAUUAGAAUGAGACAGCACGGUACGGGUCCAUAGUUCAACAGCAGUCUGACAAUUCAAAGCAGUUGUUUCGUUUUUUUAUCAAUGAGGCAUCUCGCAUAGUAAAUAAGAGGAAACCGUUAAGCAAAUAUGAUGGAUCGAAAUGAAGGAGAAAAAUGGAACACUUAAAUUUGGAAACAUCGUCAUGUGAGAGAGAAUAAUUUUUAGAAGUACGUCUUUCACCAAAGAUAAUUCUGAGAAAGAGAUACUUCAUCGCGAUAGCCUCGACGCUCGUACGUUCGAAAACUCCAGCCAGUGAUAUCUUCUCCACCAACGCGACAGUGCACGAUUGACGUGGACAUCAAUGAGCUUUGCGAGGCGCCACAUACUGAUUUUUAUCGAAAGUUAUUGCAUCACUCAGUAAUAAAAAUCGUGCGUGACACGGAAAUUUUAAUACGCUGUUACACUAUUUAACAUCGUGUUUUUCAAACAAAAAAGUAUAGCUUCUUUAUUUUUCUUUAUCGUGAGUGUAAUUGUGUUUUAAAAUUGAAGGUAAUAUGUCUCGUAAUUAGACUAUAUCAUAUUGUGUUUUAGAUUUUAAAUUAGAAACACUGUGUCCAGCACUUAAAAAUAUUUAUUUUAGACAAUUCGUGAUACUCUGAGUAUUAGUGUUGUGUGCCAUUAUAUUCAUCUCUGAAAGAAACGUAAAGUCUUCUUCGGAGCGCGACAUUCUGUAUGACCGUGAUCUCACUCUCUGUUUUGCCUGUGUGACGACGUGCACGUGUUCCAAUACGUACACAUAGAUACAUACUUAAGCACUCGAGUCUGUUAUUUGUACAGAAAAUAUUUCAAGUGUCGCUAUAAGGAGCGAGCAGGUUCUCGUCGAUCUCUGCGUAGAUUGCCACAGCAGACUUCCGAUUGCAUUUUUGACCUUCGAUUGUUGAUUAUGGCCACCGCGGAGGACAAAAUCGUGCGCGCGUCGAUAUUCGAAACGAUAGAGCUGCACUUCCUGUCUUUCAUCUAUGGCCUGUAUCUCAUAGUCAGACGGUUUCUCAGAUGGCUAUGGGAUCCUAAGAAGUUUUUCAUGCUUCAGCAGCGCGAUCAGCCACCGCCGUGUCUGGUCGAUAACAGCUUCGGCACGCAUUCCUACGUGAAAAUCAAGGGUGUGAAAUUUCACUAUGUGGAAGCGGGAAAUAAGAAUAAACCACUCGUCUUGUUAUUACAUGGAUUUCCGGAUUGCUGGUUAUCUUGGAGAGAACAAAUUCCAUGCCUCGCAGAACACUUCAGGGUAGUGGCUAUGGAUUUAAAAGGAUUUGGCGAUAGCGACAAACCGGUCAACAAGCGAACUUACAAUGUCGAAAUUUUAAUAGAUGAGUUAAAACAUUUUAUUUUAUCUCUUGGUGUGAAAUCGUGUAGUAUAAUCGGCCAUGACUUAGGAGGACUUUUAGGAUGGUACAUGGUUGCUUUAUAUGGAGACCUCGUUUACAAAUUUGUGGCUAUUUCGAGCCCGCACCCUAAUCUCUAUUGGAAUAGAUUGUCAGGAGACUCCGCAUUAGAUAGAAAAUGGAUACAUUUUAGCAGAUUGCCAUUUCUUCCGGAAAUAGACGCGCUUAAGGAAGACUUGUCUAUUAUCAACGAUACAUUUCAACAUCUUCGAAUAUCUCAAAACGGUGUAGAAAAAAAUUACGUUGAGGCGUACAAAUAUGCUUUUAGUAGAAAAGAGGACUGGACAGGACCAAUCAAUUAUUAUCGCACUCUUCCAUUCACGAGAUUGAAUAUAGAUAAUGGCCAACAGAUCGAUAAUAAGACGUUGCUGUUAGUCGGAAAUAUGGAUCCUUUCGUAACGAUAGAGAAUAUCAUUCAAAGUUCCGAACACGUGGAGGUGUCUAGGGUUAAAGUCAUACCUGGGACACAGCACUUCCCACAUCAAGAGAAACCAGAUGUCGUAAAUAAAGCAAUCAUAAAAUUUCUGAUAGGCACAACACAGAACCCAGAGAAAACGCCUCCAAAGAGUAUUGUAUCCUCUUGGUUAGGAUCUUUAAGCAGCACUGUCAAGUAUGGCAAUCAGGUGAUCGAUGCUGUGCAUAAACGAACUAAUAAUGUGGUGAAUGUAUUGCCCAAUAAAGUACUUUAUUUGGGUCAAACAACAGGUUAGGUGAUGUCAUCUAAUAUCAACUUUAUGUAGUUCAGAUUUUGCACUUUGUCGUUAUUACACCGGUAUGCGUUAACGCUAAGGUAUAUGAAACUCGUAAAAGGCUGAUUUGAUCCUCUAUUUAUUAAUACUUGUUUCUUUUUAUACAAAUAUUACAUUUGCAAUUGCUAUUUUUAUAUAAAUGUGCAUUACGAUUUGGGAUUGCAACUUUUGUAAAUAACAAAGCUGCACGGAGGAAAUUUUAUAUAAAAAAUUACUGUGUGUGAUAGUAAACCAUGAAGAAAUUUAAAAAAUUUUUACUAUGGUUUUCACAUGUGAAACAUAAUAAAAAUUUUCGAUCCGCGGCUACUACCGUGUAUAAUAAUUUUUGAUACAAAAUUUUUUCCGUGUGUAUAAAGAUUUCUUCUCUCUACAUCACUCACUUAGUUUUUUAAUUAUUGUAUAUAUUUUUUUUGAUAAGAUCUCGUAAUUUGUGUAUGAAUAAUGUACAAUGAAGUGAAUUUUUUAUGAUUGUCAUUUAGUACAAAAAUUCGUAGUAAAUGUAAAGCUGUGUAAAACUUUCGACAUUAUUUUAACAUUUUCAAUUUAAAUACUGUUAUUAAAUAUUAAAUAUUUAACAAUAAUUUCGUUUGUGCCAGUGUUGCAAUAU